Aureococcus anophagefferens is the source of this 1758-nucleotide messenger RNA. RefSeq lists its product as hypothetical. The coding region runs from base 1 to 1758 and encodes 585 amino acids. The transcript is spliced from 3 exons. The record is from RefSeq and is a predicted model, not a curated record. Lineage: Eukaryota; Pelagophyceae; Pelagomonadales; Pelagomonadaceae.
AUGAGCACCAAGACCCUCACUCCCGCGGAGCUCGCGCGGCGCGAGAAGCAAAAGGCGGCGCAGGCCGCGGCGAAGCUGCGCCAGGCCGCCGGCGCGCCGACGAAGAAGGAGCGCAAGAAGCGGAAGCGCGACGUCGCCGCGGGCGUCGCCCCCGAGCCGAAGAAGCCCAAUAACAGCGGCGCCAAGGCGAGCUCCGGCGGCGGCGCGGCGUGGCGCAAGCGCGAGUUCGCGGGGAAAGGGCGCAACGAGUUCAAGCGGAAGCGCGAGGCGGAGGACGAGCUCGCCGCCGAGGCCGCCGGGCGGACCGUGCACGACGUCGUCAUCGUGCCCAUCUUCUGGCGCACGCGGCCCGGCGAGGAGGACGCCGUCGUCGGCGAGGCCGAGCGCAUCAAGCGUUUGAUCGCCAAGGUCGGCGACACCAAGGUCAAGCUCGACGUCUGGGUCGACCGCACGCACAAGAAGUCGCCGGGCCAGAAGCUCCAGUUCUGGGAGGCCGUCGGCGUCAAGUGGCGCGUGGAGCUGGGCCCCGACGACGUCCGCGCGAAGCGGUGCGUCGUGAGCUGCGCGGGCGGCAGCGGCUACGAGUCGAACAUCAAGGUCAAGGACGUGUCGUCCGUGCGCCGCGGCGCCAUCUACCACGUGCUCCGCGACAAGCUCGGCAUGGACAAGAUCCCCGACGACGUCGAGGAGAACCCGGAGCUCGACGCGAACCACGAGGAGGAGGCCGACAGCGCGGUCAAGAAGUGGAACGCGCUCUCCAACGCGCCGCGCCUCGCGGCGACGCGGCCCAAGCCGCCCAAGCUGAAGAUCGACGUCCACGCCAAGCCCUCGAACAAGAAGACGACCUUCGGCGACGACGACCUCGACGACUCCCAGUACGCCCUCGGCGGCGACGGCGCCGACAGCGACAGCGACAGCGACGGCGACAGCGUCGAGGAGAAGAAGAAGAAGCAGGAGGGCAUCUUCAACGAGAUCGACGAGAACGACGACGUCAGCGAAUUGAUGCCCCGCAACGAGGAGGCGGAGCUCGCCAUCCUCAACGACUUCGUCGAGGCGCUCAUCGACCUCGCCGCGCGCCGGCUCGUCGCCGCGGACGCGCUCGCCGCCGCGGACGCGCUCUCCGCCGCGGCGCCCGGCGCGGCCGACGCGCUCGCGCCCGCCGCGGCCGCGGCGCUCGUCGAGGCGCACGCGCGCGACGACGCGGCGCGGCGCGACCGCCACGACGCCGUCGUCCGCGUCGUCGCCGCCGCCGCGCGCGCCGCCGCGCCGGGCGCCGAGGUCCGCGCCGACGCGCCGCUGUACGGAUUCGUGCCGCCGGAACUGUUGAAGCCGUCGCCGGCGAAGGCGCGGCCGCUGAACCGCCGCGUGGACGUCACCGUGAGAGACGGCGACGCGUUCCGCUUCGCCGAGGUCACGGUCCUCGCGCGCGGCGACGGCGGCGCCCUCGACCGCGCCCUCGCGGAGAAGGCGGCCAAGUACGACGACCUGCCGACGGCGCCCGUCGUCGUCGCCGCCGACGCCGUCUCGGGCGCGCUGCUGCCGGACGCGGACGCCGUCGCAAGCGCUCUGAUCGCCGCGGCGCUCCUGCGGCCCGAGGCCGCGGACGCCUUCGCCGCGGACGUCGCCGCGGCGCUCGUCGCGCGCGCCGCGGCGCCCCUCCGCGACGCCGCGAAAAAGCCGAGGAAACGCGCGUUCGCCGCGCCGAAAAGGACGCGCCGCGCGCGCCGCGCGGCGAAGGAUGAUAACGUUACGAGCUGA